GUCGGUUAGCUGUGCUAUGGCUAGCCAGCAGCUAAUGUUAAUACUGGGAGCUGCAGGCUGUUUUUCCCCUCAAACCUCAUAAUUAUCUUGUGGAAAGUAUCACUACAGGGUCUUUGCCGUUGGUCCUUAUCCCCCUGAUAGUGAGUCGCCCUACAUGGCCGAGAUAAUGACAGCGAUGCCUCCUCCGUUUCCGUGGAGAUGACCUGCCACCCUUUCUGGAAUGGUCAGAAUGGGGCCAGAUGUGCCCCUUCUUAACGAGUACAAGCAAGAGUUCUUCUGGAAGCGCUUCCCCCAAACCGUGUUGGGGGGUCCCCGCUUCAAGCUAGGCUACUGUGCCCCGCCUUACGUAUACGUCAACCAAGCGGUUUUGUUCCUGACGCCAUGGCUGUUCGGCGGCGUCGGCACGCUGCUCUGCCAGCUGCAGCUGCUCCAGGAGCUUUAUGCCGCCGUUCUCUCUGGCAUGCUCAUGUUCGCAGCUGCAGCAGGUGUUCAGGCGCUGGCGCUGCACGCUGCACGGAGGAGCGGCACAGUAGUGGAGAGACUUGGCGCGCCCAACAACCUGGUUGAUGAGGAGGAGGUGGAGUUCACCCAAUGCAUCAGCCCGGAGACGGUGCGAUUCAUCGCUCCGGGGAAGCGGUUCGGCCUGAAUGUGGUUCUGCACACGGUCCUAGCUGGAGUUCUGUGCGGCUUCGGGACGUGGUACGUGUUCCUGGGCCGACUGACGGCUCUGUACGGCAGCACCGGCGCCUCCCUUGUCGUGUUUGUCCUCAGCUGGGUGACUCUGUGUAUAGCCGAAUACUCCCUCAUCGUAAAUACGGCCGCAGAGACGGCUACUUUCCAAGCACAGGACACGUACGAGAUCACGCCGCUCACCCGGCCGCUCUACGUUUUUAUCUUCAUCGCCGUGGAUUUGGCUGACAGGUUCUCCCACGCUGUUCCUGAGCUCCAGCUGGCCAGCCAGACUCUACACGUGGUUUUCGUCUUCCUGCCGGUGCUCUGGGCGCUGGGGGUUCUGCCGCCGCUUGACGCCUUGCUGCUCUGGGGAAUGGAGCAGGUUCUGGUGUUUGGCCUGGGAGGCUCACCCAUGUCCAGCAACAUCAGGCUGCUCUUCAUGUGCGCCGUGUCCUUUGGCGUCGCUGUUUGUAAUUACUUCAUCCCGUCAUCGCUGGGCGUUGUCCUCUUCUCCACCUCUGCCGGGUUUCUGCUGAGCCUGGACCUGAGCCAGGUCGGCGCGCUCUGCAGGCGCCAGAGAACCUCCUUCAGGGACCACAGAGUUCACAGCGGGGGGUCGCCAUCUUUCCCUCUCACUUCCUUCGGCUGGAGCCUCGGCUGCCGGGAGCUGCUUCUGUUUUCCAGCCUGCUGGCGGCGGCCACGGCGGAGGCUGGACUGUUGCAUCACUUCAUUGGCUCAGCUCAGUCCCAAGUCUUGGUUACAGAACCUCAGGGUCUGGUUAGCUACCUCCUCAUCAUACUUUUCUCUCUCUGCUGGGCUCUCAGAGAGAUCCAGGGAGCUUAUGUAGUUGCAGGGAUGUUCCUGAAUCCCUUGUACCCUAAAGGAAUGUCCAAUGUUCAGAGCUUCAAGCAAAAGAGCAGAGGGUUACACGUAGUUGCUGCGAUCCGAAGAGUCCUACUUUAUCUUGUGUCUCCGUUUGCAAUGGUUGCUUUUCUGUCUAUGGACGAAUCUCUGCGGUUGCUCCACAGUGUCACCGUCAGUGUGGGAUUGACGCGAGCCUUUAGAGUGGUGUGGCAGAGCUCAGAGGACGCCCUUUUGCAGAUGGUGGUGGUGAUCUUAGUGCAGCUUGCAGCUGGAAGUAAAACCCUACCCGGAUGGGACGCCUUAGGAACUGGAGUUCAGCUUCUUCUGGUGGGUCUGUUGAUGGACAGACUGGGUCAGUUCGUGGCCAAGCUGAAGUUCACCCUCACUGUCCUGGUGACGUCCUGGACAGAGAAGAAGCAGCGGCGUCAGUCGGCCGGCACUCUCCUGGCUCUCAACGCCUCGCUGUGGCCGCUGGUGCUGGCUGUGGUUACGCUCUCUGCCGUGCUCGCUGCCCCCCUGCUGCCCCUUUUCACCCUGCCCAUCUUCCUCGUGGGAUUUCCCAGGCCACAGCGCAGUUGGCCAGGCCCAGUGGGGAUGGCCUGUCCCUGUCCGGACUCCGUCUUCUACCAGCAGAUGAGUGGAAGCUUGGCCUCUGCUCUAACGACGGCCUUUGCAAGCGGUUCACUCGAAUUUGUACCAGGUUCUGUCGCCCCAGGCUCUCAUUUUCUGGGACGUUUCCAGGACCGUAUGGUUUGGAUAAUGAUCCUGGAGAGAGGAUACGGCUACUGUACAGUUAACAUUAAGGGUUUGGAGCUGCAGGAGACGUCCUGCCACACGGUGGAGGCCCGUCGGGUGGAUGAGGUGUUCGAGGCCGCCUUCGAGCGCCCGGAGCGGCUCGGCUUCACCCAGGGCUUCAACCUGCACUGGGGCAACGCGCUGACGCCCUGCGCCGCGCUGGCGGUCCGGGUCUACUCUGACGCCAGGAACGUCCUCUCCGGCAUCAUCGACUCCCACGACAACCUGAGGAAACUGCAGGAGGACUUCAUGAAGGCGCUGACCUGGCUGCUGCUGCGGAACUGUGUGCAGAGGCAGAAAGGUUUGCUGUGGAGCAGCGAGGUCGGGUCGACCAUCGGAGGCAUGAAGUCCCAGUCCUCCCAGUUGGCUCAGACCACAUGUAACCCACCGUCCGAGGCUGUCGUGGUGGAGUCCAACAUGUCCUCUCUCAGGUUCAGACAGGACAGCUCCAGUUUGACGUCGUUCGGGGACUGGUCGGACGAGGACGACCUGUUUGGGCCUCAGCCGGCCCGGCGGACCGUGGCGUUGGUGACUGCGGAGGCGCAGCGGGGACACGCGGCGCUGCACACCGGCGCCUCGCUGCCCGGCUCCGUUGAGAUGGACAGCCUGUUUGAGAACAUGGCGCUGUCCGCGCUGCAGCCGCUGCAGCCUCUGGGGCUCAGCAUCGGCAUGCCUGCGGUGGACAGAGGCCGAAACCCGGAGGUGCUCAGAGAAAGCCCUCACCUGAACUUCAGCUGCCCGCAGUCGGAGGUGUUCAACUUGCCUCCGGUUUGGAGGACGGCGCCGCUGCUCCCGUCCCGCCUGCUGUCGCUCAGGCAGCUGUUCCCGGAGGAAUGGUUUCGCUUCAGCCUGGGGCGCUUUGGGCUGGCGGCGCAGGGGGAACCCCUGGAGGACAUGACCAAAGCCCUGAAGGAGGACGAGGUUCUGAAGGAGCUGCACGUGAAGGUGGCGCUGUCCUGCCUCAUCUCUGUGGGGGCGGAGUCGGCGUUCACCAGCCCCAGUUACAUCUACAGGCUGUACUGCGGAGACGUGCCGUGGACGGAGGGACUGGACUGGCUGUCUUCAAGUAAAGAUCUUUACCAGCUCACACUGCAGGCCUUCAGGUUUAGCUUCAAGCUGCUCUUUGACCAGGCCAGCCUCGGGCCGAUGGAGUCCCCAGAGGAACUGUUCAGCACUUUAGAGGAAUAUGAACGGGACUGGUACAUCGGCCUGGUGACGGAAAGAGGCUGGCACGACAGCGUCCUUCAGGAGAAGCCCUUCCUGUUCUCCCUGGGACACGACCUCACCAUGGGAACCUACACGGGUCGGGUCCUGUCCCUGCAGGAGCAGCUGGUGCAGGUCGGCCGUCUGAACGGAGAGGGGGUCAGAGGUCAGUGGGCAAACCUUUCUUGGGAACUCCUGUACGCCACCAACGACGAUGAGGAGCGGUACAGCAUCCAGGCUCACCCGUUCAUGCUCCGAAACUUGACAGUUCAGGCCGCUGACCCGCCGCUGGGUUACCCCAUCUACUCCUCCGCCCCACUCCACUUCCCCUGCCUCUGACCUGGAGUCCCUCAGGGCGCCUUCGUUUCAAAAGAAAACACCUCAGUUUGUUUCUCAGCUGUUGAAGUUGUGCAUUGUUUUCUGUUUGGACACCCAUUAUCUUUCUUAUUAAAGCUGCAGGAUGUAACUUUUAUAAAUAAUGUUUUUUAC
Xiphophorus maculatus (southern platyfish) is the source of this 4024-nucleotide messenger RNA. RefSeq names its product pecanex homolog 4 (gene pcnx4). NCBI's taxonomy places the organism in Eukaryota, Metazoa, Chordata, Actinopteri, Cyprinodontiformes, Poeciliidae. Gene Ontology annotation, cellular component: membrane. The transcript is spliced from 12 exons. The record is from RefSeq and is a predicted model, not a curated record. The coding region runs from base 221 to 3874 and encodes 1217 amino acids.